AUGUCCCUUUCUUUGAAAUCCCGAGCCCAAGGCGCCAUCUGGGGUGUCUGCGUAGCCGAUGCCCUAGGUGGCCCAGUUCAGUUCAAAGACGCAGGAACAUUCGAACCAAUCAAGGACUUGAGAUAUGUUGCUCCUUUCAAACAACCGGCCGGUUCCUAUUCCGACGACGGGUCCAUGACGCUAGCCUUAGCGACUUCUUUAUUCAAGUCAGACAUGCAAUACAACCAUGAGCUCUCAAUCCAACACUACGUCCAGUGGAUGACCGAAGGUCGUUUCAGCACCAUCAAUCGCGCAUGGGAUAUGGGACGAUCAACUCGUACAGCGCUGAAGAUCUGGAAGAACUCUGGGCUGCGGGAUAUGAGACUUGCCCAGGCUUCCAUUGAUUCACAACUGGAUCGCGAGGAGAGUUCAGGAAAUGGAAGUCUGAUGAGGAUCGUUCCCAUCGGGGUGUGUUUCUGGCGAGAUGUUGAAAUGGCAAGGAAAAUCGCCAGAGAGCAGAGUCGGGUCACUCAUCCUUCGCUGCCGUGUGUGGAGGCCUGCGAGGCAUACACGGAAUUGGUGGCUGGGAUUAUGAAUGGCAAGACAAAACAGCAGCUCUUUGACACAAUUUCUGUCUUUCCAUUCACACACCCUGCCCUUCAAGGUCGCAUAUCGCAAUACAAGUCCAUUGAGGAUUGGAGGGCGAAACAUCCCGGUGAUAUGACAAGUAGUGGGUGGGUUGUCGACACCCUUGAAUGUGCUUUAUGGGCCUUCUUCAAGUUUGACUCGUGGAAGAAGGGCGCCUUGGCUGUCGUCAAUCUGGGAGGUGAUUCCGACACCGCCGGAGCUGUCUACGGGGGCCUUGCAGGGUGUUUCUAUGGGAUUGCAUCCAUACCCAGUGAGUGGGUGAAUGGAAUGCAAAACCAGGAGUUCAUCAAAGGCGUCGCAGAAUGUUUCUCUACCCCAAUUGAAGGUUAA
Molecule: messenger RNA, 957 nt
Organism: Penicillium salamii
Lineage: Eukaryota; Fungi; Ascomycota; Eurotiomycetes; Eurotiales; Aspergillaceae
Source: the annotation of a GenBank genome assembly